Molecule: messenger RNA, 199 nt
Organism: Perkinsus marinus ATCC 50983
Lineage: Eukaryota; Perkinsozoa; Perkinsida; Perkinsidae
Exons: 2
Cellular component (GO): nucleus; cytoplasm
Source: RefSeq, a predicted model, not a curated record
AUGUCAUCUGCUACACUGCCUUCACUACGACCUGUCACUAUCGCCACUCAUAGUGGUAAAUUCCAUUGCGACGAGGUACUCGGCACUGUCAUGCUCGAUAAGAUCCUUGGCGGAUCAAAGAACUACAAUUUGGUACGGACACGAAACCCAGAGGUCAUCAGCAAGGCCGAUAUAGUCAUAGACGUUGGGGCAGAGUUUG